UAUGACCGAUAUGUGGCCAUCUGCAAACCUCUCCAUUAUUUGAUCAUCAUGAAUCACCGUGUAUGUGUUCUCAUGCUUUUGAUGUCCUGGAUUGGAGGCUUUCUUCAUUCAUUAGUUCAGUUUCUCUUUAUAUAUCAGCUCCCUUUCUGUGGUCCCAAUAUCAUUGACAACUUUGUAUGUGAUAUGUAUCCCUUAUUGAAACUUGCUUGUACCAAUACCUACCUCAUUGGGCUUUCAAUGAUAGCUAAUGGAGGGGCAAUAUGCACAGUUGUUUUCUUCAUUCUCCUAGUUUCCUAUGGCAUCAUAUUACACUCUCUUAAGACUCAUGGUUUGGAAGGGAAACGUAAAGCUCUUUACACCUGUGCAUCCCACAUCACUGUGGUCAUUCUAUUCUUUGUCCCCUGUAUCUUUCUGUUUGCAAGACCAACUUCCACUUUUCCCAUCGAUAAAACCAUGACUGUGGUGUUAACUUUCAUCACUCCCAUGUUGAACCCCUUGAUCUACACCCUGAGGAAUGCAGAAAUGAAAAGUGCCAUGAGGAAACUUUGGAGCAAAAAUGUGACCUUAGCUGGAAUAGGGCUGUAUCUCUCAUGCAGAACAUGA
This is a messenger RNA of Tupaia belangeri chinensis (Chinese tree shrew), 603 nucleotides long. Its product is annotated as olfactory receptor 4A15-like. The transcript has a single exon. Gene Ontology annotation, molecular function: olfactory receptor activity. Gene Ontology annotation, biological process: G protein-coupled receptor signaling pathway. Gene Ontology annotation, cellular component: membrane. The annotation marks the transcript as partial. NCBI's taxonomy places the organism in Eukaryota, Metazoa, Chordata, Mammalia, Scandentia, Tupaiidae. The record is from RefSeq and is a predicted model, not a curated record.